Danio rerio (zebrafish) is the source of this 1490-nucleotide messenger RNA. RefSeq names its product mitochondrial ribosomal protein L37 (gene mrpl37). Gene Ontology annotation, biological process: translation. The record is from RefSeq and is marked validated. Gene Ontology annotation, molecular function: structural constituent of ribosome. Lineage: Eukaryota; Metazoa; Chordata; Actinopteri; Cypriniformes; Danionidae. Gene Ontology annotation, cellular component: ribosome; mitochondrion.
CACACAUCAUGGCCGCCUCCUGAGUGCAACGAGAAAAUGUCAUAACGACGAGCAUCACUGUUUUACUGUUUAGUGGCUAACAUAUUCAUUUUGAGCAGCUAUUUUAUAUCUUGUAAAAUGUUUAACACAACAAUGCAGAGAAUCAGAAUAUCAGCUUCUACAGUAACUCAAAUCUGCAAAUCCAAAGACUGCCUCGGUGUCCUCAUCAUGAUUCCUCAUGGACGUCGAUGUUUGUCCUCCAGCUCUUGUUUAUAUGGGAAGGUUUUUCCGCGACAAAAGCCUCGCGUGGUCCCUGAGAUAGCGGGACUGGAGCCUGUCACCUACGCCGACAGGAUGCACUUCGUCCCCGGACUGGCAAAGCCGAGGUUUCCUAAAUGGGAACGAGGAUGGAAAAAUCCCAAUCACUACGAGAGCCCGAAACCAGAAGAGAUGAAGCUGUUUAAAGAUAAACCCUGCUACAUCUUCAAUCAGAGGACCAGUGUGGUGGAAGGUGUUCGACAAGCCCUUUGGCUCAGUAAGUCAGCCGUCAUUAAAGAGUUUCCUGCUCAGAUUCUUUCACUGGCUGAAGAUCCAGCCAAUCAGAUUGAAGAUCAGGACGAGAGAGUGCAGAACGCCAUUAAAAGCGCUUUACUGUGGGACACAACAGACGACCAGCCUCCCAGAGAGAGGUACUGCCCCAUGCUUGUGCAUAGACUGCUUCAUCUGUGUGGAGUCCUGCAGGUCCGCCAUCCGGAGCUGGCCAAGAGGAUGCUAGCUGAGAAAUACAAUUUGGCAGCGACCUGGAGGAGAGGCGAGGAUGUGUUCCAGGUUAGAGGUCAUAACGGGUUGCUGUUAAACUCUAUGAACCCUUUACCUGUGCUGGCGGGACCUGAGCAGAUCCAGGGCACCGCUGAUCAAGAGCUGGAAACUUUCUUCCCCAUCGCACCCACCAUUGACCUGCAGUGCACAAAUGUUUACCAGGAGAAGAGCACCACAGGUUUCAGAGAGGGUUAUCCUUGCCCUCAUGCCCACACUCUUUAUGUGAUGGAAAUGGGAAACACCCCAAAACUUCUCCCCGAGCAGCUCCGUGCUAAGAUGAUCAUGUUCUGCUUUGGAAAUGCUCUGGUCAGAGCAAAAGCCCUGUAUGGGGACGAGCCCAGAGUUCUGGAGAAGCCCAUUGUGGUUCAGAGUGUGGCCACAAACGGCCGUAUCUUCCAGUUUGUGGUGUUUCAGCUCAACACGACGGAGCUGCAGUCGGACAGCGGAGUGAAGAAUCUGGUGUGGGUGGACGAGGAUAAACCGCUUUAUGAACACGCCCAGGCCCGGGCUCACAUCAAGAGGAGAGUCGUCAAGAUUCCUGCUGGUUUGUCAGGAUAUCAGCCUGAGACCUUCAAGAAGUUUCUGGCUCUCUUUCUCCACGGUGCUACAUGAACAGAACAAACCCCUCUGGCAGAAUAUCACCAUCACUUCAAUAUCUCUGACUCGCAAAAUAAAGAAAAUUGUGGAUAAAA